AUGGCCCUUGUAGCGUCGCCGCCGCCCGAGGAUGCUCUGACAGAGACUCAACAGGCUCGACUGGAUGAUCUAGACCGGGAGAUCGAGGCAGCUCGCUCGGCAUUGGCGAACCUCGAUCAACGCAACGACGUGCUUGCCGCGUCUUUGCUCGCUUCUGAUCAAAUCCAGCAACAACUGAGGCAGGAGCAAGGCUUUGCCGAUCACAUCGAACUUCUCGAUAAUCGCCUACAACAUUGUCAAACCAAUAUUCAUCGCCUAGCAUACGGCGUCACCACCUUUCCUUUCGUUGAUCCAGCUCCAGAUACAUCCAAUCGUCCACUCCUGGGCAUACGCUUCGACAUACAUCGCCGAGGAGGCUUCUACGGACCAGCCUACUAUAUUUUCUGCAAAAGAUCCGCCCAUGACGCUCAGGAGCUUACUUUGUUCAAGCAUACGCUGCCAGCCUUUAUCCCGGUAGAUCGUUAUCGCGAACGCUUCUUGCCAUUGGCGGAUGAAGGCUAUGGCUCGGAAGACUCUCUGCAAGGCACCACGACUCGACAGGAUGUUGAGGCUUUUGUUGGUCGGGUACGCAGCGACCUCGUUGGUUGGCAUCUACGGCAAGACGCCAUUGCGGCAACUCGAGAGAAACUCGGCCUCGACGCCGAUUCAGCUACGCGAGAUGACAACGCCACACAUGACAUCGUCUCAUUUGAGUCAGAAAGCCCGGACGCCAGUUACAUACGCCUGACGUGGCUCGAUGGACGAUUUGGCAGGCUUCGGCUUGGGAACAGUCUUCAUAUCGAAAAAGCGGUUGUCUUCGCGGAAGUCAAUGGUCAACAGCAGAGAGAUGACGAGACAGAGACUGCAAUCAUGGCUCAAAAUGCUACUCUUGCCACCCUGGCUGGCCGCCUGCAACUUCUGUAUCGCAGAAGAGAGUUGCGAGAUACAUGA
This is a messenger RNA of Cyphellophora attinorum, 930 nucleotides long. RefSeq lists its product as uncharacterized. Gene Ontology annotation, cellular component: kinetochore; Mis6-Sim4 complex. NCBI's taxonomy places the organism in Eukaryota, Fungi, Ascomycota, Eurotiomycetes, Chaetothyriales, Cyphellophoraceae. The transcript has a single exon. The record is from RefSeq and is a predicted model, not a curated record. Bases 1 to 930 code for a protein of 309 amino acids.